Saccostrea cuccullata (small rock oyster) is the source of this 1551-nucleotide messenger RNA. RefSeq names its product IgGFc-binding protein-like. The transcript has 3 exons. Gene Ontology annotation, molecular function: calcium ion binding. The record is from RefSeq and is a predicted model, not a curated record. The coding region runs from base 32 to 1507 and encodes 491 amino acids. NCBI's taxonomy places the organism in Eukaryota, Metazoa, Mollusca, Bivalvia, Ostreida, Ostreidae.
AGAGGUGAAGUUUGCUUUUCGGGGUGGAAAUAUGUGUUACAUAGGAAAGCUGUGUAUCAGACCAGAUUCUUCCCGCUGCUGUAAAUGUCCACCGAGCUGGACAGGACCGAAGUGUCGCCAAAAGCUAGACAAGGAAUCUGCAUGUCGGUCUAUGCCAUGUAAGAACGGUGGAACGUGUACCGAUACAGACACUUCUCAUGUGUGCGCGUGUAGCAAAGGAUGGACAGGACAGAACUGUGCAGAUUUUAAGGGUGCCUUCAAACACGAAUACGUAUUUAUGAUUAUGAGGAACCACUACUAUGCAUCCAGUCAAUCGUCACUGAUUUACAUGACAACAAAUACUCCAGCAAUUGUAGAAAUCACCACAUCAAACAAUCUGAAUCCCUCCCUAAAAUCCGCCAUUGACCAAACCAUCUUUUUUACCUCCCAACUUAAAAUUCCACUACCUCCUGAAAUGCAAAGCAUGUCUUUCAAGACAGAACCAAAAGCCGUUAAAAUUCGCUCAACAGAGGCUAUAACCCUUGUUCUAUUCGACAACAACUAUUCGCAAUCCAACGACGGUUCUCUGAUAUCCCCAGUAGAAAAACUCGGCACUCUGUAUGUGGAAGUAUCUUCUGAUCCUUAUGAUGAAAAGCAUCCAAUUUACAAUAGUGUAUUUGGUAUUGCUGCUUUGGAGGACGACACAUUGGUUAAGAUAGACGUGUUGUAUUAUGAUGCAGAGAUAAAUCAAAGCUUUACAGACCCCAGAGUAGUCACCUUGAAUAAUUUGGAGACCAUACAACUGGAGUACGAGGUAGAUUUAUCAGGAAGUUUAGUCGAGUCUUCUAAACCCGUGGCUGUGUUUUCUGGAAAUAGAUGCAACAUGUUUCCAGAAUCGAUAAGAUGUAGUCAUUUGAUGGAACAAAUGUCCCCAACUAGAGAAUGGGGCAGUAUGUACAUUGUACCAGCUGAUUUCAACAGCUGGGGUUCACGUUUGAUCAUAAUGACUGACGAGUCCUCAAGCACGACAGGCAAAAUAAUAGUAGGUAAAUCCCAGCAUGAUAUUACUCUUUUUCCGAGAACACCUUUUGAUUUUACUUUGAAGGCAAAGGAAACAGCAGUCAUCUACAUCCCUCAAGUCCGUGCCUCAGUAACCAGCUUUGUAAAAGGAAAUAAGAAUAAUGGUAACUCUGGUUCUCCAUACAUGGUUAAGAUUCCGAAAGUUCCUCAGACCAAAAGUCAAUACACCAUCCCUAUUCCUGAAGGCUACCUUACUAAUUACGUAACAAUUAUGAUCGACAAAAGUUCCAAAUCUGAUCUUCGACUUAAUGGACAAGCUAUAAAACAAACAAAGAUUCUUUUUGAAGACGAAAAUAUUCUGAAUGAUGGGCGGAUAGGAUCGAUUCUAACCGUGGAAGUUUCGCCUGGUGUUUUGAAUCUAGCUACAACAUCAGGUUCUCCGUUUGGUUUGCUUGUCUUUGGUUACCGGUAUCUAGAUUCCUAUGGAUUUGCAGGAAAUUUUGUUUAAGAAUAAAUAAGUUCAAACGACUGAAAAUACAUUGUGAUGUUUUC